AUGGCGGCUACAUACAGUCAACGCAAAACGUCCAAGUUUGCCGGUGUCGGUGUGGUGAAUGAAGACCACUUGGUUGUCCACGCCAGGGAAAUAGAGACACUCAAAGCAGAAGCCAGUCGACUGCACGAGAUAGACACGGCAGUUCUAUCGGAGGUUCGCACGCAGCUCGAGACGUUUAACAUUACCGCUGAGUUCGAACAGCUGGAACGAGAAGUGGCUCAGUUCAAGGCGCAAGUUUUAGUGCUGGGCCAAGACAACGCAGACCUGUUGUUGGAGCUCACGGCCAAUCAUGCCAUCCAUGCUUGCGCUCGCACCACACAAAUGAAGCAAUGA
Messenger RNA from Aphanomyces astaci, 333 nucleotides. RefSeq lists its product as hypothetical. NCBI's taxonomy places the organism in Eukaryota, Oomycota, Saprolegniomycetes, Saprolegniales, Verrucalvaceae. The transcript is spliced from 3 exons. The record is from RefSeq and is a predicted model, not a curated record. Bases 1 to 333 code for a protein of 110 amino acids.